AUGUACGAAGGGAUUGAAAAUCUGAAAUCCCUUUACGACCGUGCCGGGAAGACUUUCUCCGGCGGUCCUUCUGCGGCACAGGAUGUGCCGCGUCGUACUGCUCAACCAGACCCAGUACGUCGAUCAUCAGUUGGGAGCGGGGCUCCCAAGAACCCCAGGACGGGGGAUAGCCGCGCCACCGGACGAGAUAACUCGUCCAACGUCCAUUCACGUCGCGGUGGUUCAACAGCUGCUCAACUAGAUAGCGCUGGCCACCGCGAGAGUCCUCUAAUGGAGGUGGAGGAGGAGGAAAGACGCUCUCCACACGAUCAUGUGGAUCGGUGUGUUCCUGAGAGCUUCUUUGAUCGCGUAACGCAAGGGUUACGCAACGAUCUCGAACAUGAGCGGGACAGGCGUCUCCAAAUGGCGGACACUGUCUCGAAGCAUCGAGCUGAGUUUGCCUUUGCUCAGCUUGAGAACGAGAGAUCUCUGACAUCUCUUCGUGACGAGCUAAGGGUAGCUCGUGGGAUUGUUGAUCGGUCUCGGGAUGAGAUAACUGCUCUUCAGACCCUUGUCGAUGCCCACCAUCGGGAGCACAAGGCUCUCUGUGAGAUGCUUGAGUGCAAGGGCGUUCUUUAUCGGAAGAAGCAGCGUACUGAUGGUACGGCUUAA
This is a messenger RNA of Peronospora matthiolae, 651 nucleotides long. NCBI's taxonomy places the organism in Eukaryota, Oomycota, Peronosporomycetes, Peronosporales, Peronosporaceae. The record is from the annotation of a GenBank genome assembly.